AUGAGCAGCAGCAGCGGUCUCCAUGUGCGCACGGGCGGCAGCCCCGGGACCAGCGGCGGCGGACGCAGCGCUGGCCCAUCCUUACGCAGUAGCCAAGCGUCCACGCGUCCCAGCAGCUCACGCAGCAGUCUGGCGUCCAGUCGCGGAGGCAAGAAGGCGGAUCUGGAGCAAGUGCGACUAGUGGGCACCCAUUAUCAAUUGGGGGCUGAAAUUGGGCGCGGAGGCUUUUGUAUCGUGUACGGGGCGCUGGAUCUGCGCAAUGGACGUUCUGUUGCCAUUAAACAAGUGUCGCUUCGAGAUAUUGACAAGGAUGAACUGCUAUCCAUAGAGACGGAGAUCAGUCUGCUCCGUAAACUGAAGCACGAGAACAUCGUCAAGUACCACGACACUAUCAAGACACAUGGAUACCUGUACAUUGUACUGGAGUACAUGGAGAACGGCUCAUUGGCGCAAUUUAUCAAGAAGUUCGGAUCUCUGUCCGAGACGCUCGUGGCCAUGUACAUCACACAAGUCCUAAGAGGGCUGGCGUAUCUACACGAGCAAGGUGUGCUGCAUCGAGACGUUAAAGGAGCAAAUAUCCUUACCACGAAAGACGGAUUAGUCAAGCUGGCGGACUUUGGGGUGGCGAUCAAGUUAAACGAGACGCAGAAGGCAAACUCCGUUGUGGGAUCGCCGUACUGGAUGGCGCCGGAGGUGAUUGAGAUGGCUGGCUGGUCUUCUGCGUCGGAUAUCUGGAGCGUGGGAUGCACGAUCAUCGAGCUGUUGACGACCAAGCCGCCGUACUUCGACUUAGCGCCAAUGGCUGCGCUGUUCCGUAUCGUACAAGAAGACCAUCCACCGCUACCGCAACGCAUGUCCCCGGCUUUACACGAUUUCAUCAUGAAGUGCUUCAUGAAGGAGCCGCGACUGCGAGCAUCGGCCGAGGAGCUUCUCGCACAUCCGUGGAUUGCGCAAAUACCGAAGAAUAAGGUCGAACAGAGCACGCAGCUUGUAGCAGAGAGCGUCACGUCUUCGAAUGACCGCGACGCUGUGCUGAAUACGAUUAAACUGUACGAGAAGAGCUCGUCCACGACAGAUGUACCACCGACCACAACAGCCAAAGCCUCGCGGUCUCUCAGUGUUACAAAUGAACAGUCCGACGAGGAUGUCGAGGACUGGGACGACGAGUUUGGAGUGGAUUCCAACCCCACACCGUUCGUAUUGAGAGAGGAUGGCGGCAGGAGAGACAGCAAGACAGCAGCGGAAAUUGCACCAAGUAAGCCCAAGUUUCAACUCUCGAAAGAAGAUGCCAACGCUCUGUUUGAUGACAACGUGUGGGAGGAUGAAGAGCCCGACACUACGGUACCAGAGAGGCUGGAUGUCAGUCCCGAGAGCAGUCAAGGCAACACGAACGAAAGCAAGACUGACAAGCUGAACUCGUGGGACCGAUCGUCGCUUAUUCCUGCCCAAAGCCGCAUAGCGAAGCUCCAGCAAUUUGUCGAAGAUCCGGAAGAAGAUCUCGCUUUCGACGAUAUCGACGAGACACAGCUCUUACAGGCGGCAGCAAAGCAGCAACGUGCUUUGGAGACGGAGACUAUGACUGUUGUCCCAGCUAAGAAGUCGCUGAAUGCAUUUAAGGAGGACGACGAUAUCGAUGGCAGCUUCGAUUUUGCAGAAGGUCAAGGGAACUUGGUGCUGCGUGUUGGAGGUAACCGUGGGAGCAAUGCAGACUCGUCUUCAGGUGGGAGUGCGCAAGAGAAUUUGUUCGACGACGAGCUGGACUUUGACUAUUCGACUGCUCGAGACACGAACCAGAAGGCCACUGCUCGAGUGGUGGAGCUACUGUCGCUACUGGACCCCAGCAUGGAAGACCAGGUGAUCCUUGAUGCCUGCAACAACUUGGAAGAAUUAUUCGACCAGAACGUGACGCUGAGGAGGGAUUUAAUGUCGCAAGGCGGAGUGGUUCCCAACAUCAUGGAGGCUUUAGAAAUGAAGAAGAUGGACGUGCUGCAUGCUGUGCUUCGAGUUAUUAACAUUAUUGUGGAGGGUAACAAGAAGUUUCAAGAAAACUUGGCGCUGGUGGGUCUUGUGCCGGUGAUUAUCAAGCUCACGAAGCAACACAAUCCUUAUUACUUGCCCGGUGGAAGCAGCCGAGGAUUCCGUGUCGGAAGUCCAGAAGACAGCGAGUUCUCGAUCGCUGUGCGGAUGGAAGCCGCCAAGUUCGUGCGACAGUGCUGCAAGACAAGUUCGUUGACGCUGCAGAUGUUCAUCGCGUGUGGUGGAUUGCCUGUGUUGGUGGAUUUCCUGACGCUAGACGCCAAACCCUCCCAUCUCGACUACGACACGGAUCUUCUACGCAUCGCUUUGGACGGAAUCUUCAGUGUCUUCAGCCUCCAGACCAUCCCGAAGAACGACAUCUGCCGACUAUUUGUCAAAGCUGGGCUCUUGAAGAAGUUCGUGGUCGUAUUUUCCGAAAUUGUCGUGUCGUGGACCAUGAAGGAACUGCACAAAACGUGUGACAUAUUCGUACUCUUUUCUCAAGGUGAUGCCGUGGUGAAGGAGCACAUGUGUGAUGGCGCUGUGCUCGAAGGACUGCUCGAAGCGAUCCAUCCCGGCGCGCCUCUCUUUAGCGUCGGCGAGGAACAGCCUGAGAGUAAACGGACACUGCCGCUGAUACGCCAUUCGGAUGAAUAUGUCUCGGCCAUGCUGAAGCUUCUUAAGUGCAUUCGAAACCUGAGUAUGGAGCCUCUGACGUUGGAGAAACUGGACCGAGCUGGAGCCAUCCCGACACUUGUGCGUCUGCUGAACGAGCGGGAGACUAAAGGUCCGUCGAUCUCUGAUGUGAAGCGGAAAGAAGUGGAGAACAUCGUGCUGCAGUCCAUGUUCUACCUGUGUCGGAUCAACCGGAAUCGACAGACUCAUGCAGCUCAAGCUGGCGUCAUUCCGUCGCUUAUCAAGGUGGUUAGGAACUCAAGUCCGCUCAAGCAGUUCGCUCUCCCGAUCCUGUGCGAUCUGGCACACGCGUCGCCUACAGCACGCGCUCAUUUGUGGACUUUUGACAGCGUGACGCUGUUUCUGGAGCUGUUGGAAGACAAAUACUGGCAGAUCGACGCUAUCAAGUCCAUCAGCGUGUGGCUUGUACACGACACAGUCAAGAUGGAGAAUGUUCUGCUCGUCCCCGAGAAUCUGAUGAAGAUUAUGGUCUGCUUUCGCAACGCCUUGGACACGGAGUUGGAGAACUUACUGGAGCCGUUGUUGGAGAUUCUGAGUCGCUCGGUUCGACUCAACCAGGCUCUCGGACGCUGUGGCAUGUUCGUGACGGAGAUCUUGAGGCGCCUGCGACUCAUCCCGAAGGCGAUUGUACGCAAGAACCUGCUCAAGAUGCUCAAGAGCCUCUUCGAGUCGCACACUUCGCCGAUCCAGUUCCUCGUCGAGUACAACCUGCGUCCGAUUGUGUACGCUUUGGCACAAGACGAGAACAGUAUGAUCUUGGUGAAGGAGAUAGCGUCUCAACUUCUCCAAGCUAUCCUGGUGGCUGCCGGAGUGUUUUAG
Messenger RNA from Phytophthora infestans T30-4, 3531 nucleotides. RefSeq names its product ser/thr kinase. Gene Ontology annotation, cellular component: cytoplasm. The transcript has 8 exons. Gene Ontology annotation, molecular function: ATP binding; protein serine/threonine kinase activity. Bases 1 to 3531 code for a protein of 1176 amino acids. Gene Ontology annotation, biological process: protein phosphorylation. The record is from RefSeq and is a predicted model, not a curated record. Lineage: Eukaryota; Oomycota; Peronosporomycetes; Peronosporales; Peronosporaceae.